CGGUGCAACAAGGACGCGGACGCGACUGCGCACAAGUCAUGCGUACAAAUUCGGCUAGAACUUACAACUCGAACGAGUUGAAAAUUGUCUUCGAAGAAGCAGGUACGGUGUAGAAUUUUUGAAUUGUUCUAAAGUAUUUUGAAGAACUUUGGCGAUGUCUGACGACGAAAAAGUUGUGCUUUCGACAGGCGAAAAGAAAAAGGGAAUUUUCAACAGCCUUAAGAGGAAGAAGAAGGGUAGGAAGAAUUUUCUGUCGCGUUCGCUGACGCAUAUAAGCGAAAUGAGAUCCUCAAGUCGAAGAUCUGUGAAUUUCGACCUGAGACAAGACAAAACUCAUGUGCUGGCAAAUAUAACUCAUUCUGAUGAAAAAUUUGUAUCUCAAACAUCUGAUAUAGGCCAUACGCCUGAGAGCCCAAGUUCUCGUCCAGCGAACCUUGUGUUCGACGGAGAAAGUUCUCAGGAAUUUGGUCCGGGCUCGACGGCUGCAUCAGUUGCAAAAACCGGCAAAUUUGCUUUCUUCGCUCUGAUGGUGGAGCUCAAAGAAGGCAUUAAUCUUGCUGCCAGAGAUAAAACAGUUGAUUAUCAUAUUCAAUUCUUUCACGACAAACCAUAUACUAAAACCAUCACAAGAACACCAGGUACUAGUGAUCCAUACGUGAAGUUCAAGGCCGAUGGUAAACAGAUAUAUAAAAGCCGUACUAUACCCAAAAAUCUUAAUCCUCAAUGGAAUGAAAAAUUUUGUGUGCCAAUCGAGGACAUCAGCAUGCCGUUGGUUAUCAAAGUCUUUGAUUUUGACAGAGUUAGCAGUGAUGAUCCUAUGGGUACGGUGGUAGUCGACCUAUCAAUGAUCGAGGUCAAUAAACCCCGUAAUCUAACUUUGGACCUGCAGAACGCAAAUGGAACAAAUGAAAAACUUGGCCAGAUUACCGUCAUCUUUACAUUGACACCAAAGACUAGUGACGACCGCCAAGAGUUGAUUCGAAAGGCAAACCAACGGAGAGCCACCCAGUCAAAAGAAAGCGGUAAAGCUAUACAAAAAGACGGCAUUGUGUCAGUAACACUAGUGGAAGGGAAAAAAUUGAUCGCUAUGGAUGACAAUGGUCUCAGUGAUCCGUAUUGUCGAUUUAAACUCGGCAACGAAAAGCACAAAAGUAAGGCCUGCAAAGAUACUCUCAAUCCGCAAUGGAAAGAACACUUUGAUCUCAAAUUUUUCGUUGACACUGACAUGAUUUUGGAAGUGAGCAUUUACGACCGCGAUAUCAGAAAAGACGAAUUUAUGGGAAGAGUCAGUAUCGACCUCAACAAGUACGAACGCGAAAGGUCUCAUAAGAUAGAGGCAAAACUAGAAGAUGGUGCUGGCGUAGUAGUAAUGUAUGUUGCAGUUACCGCAAUUGACAUUCCUGGCUGCGAGUCUGACCUAAACUCCUAUAUCGAACAACCAAACAGACGCGAAGAAAUCGAAAAACAGUACAGUCUCAAGAAAACUGGAAAGAACAUAAAAGAUAUCGGGUGGUUGCAAGUGAAACUACAUCGUGCUGUCGGUUUGGCUGCUGCGGACAUUGGUGGAACCAGUGAUCCGUUUGCUAUCAUUGAAUUGAACAACGCUCGCCUUGUUACUCCAACUAUUUUCAAAUCUUUAAAUCCGCAGUGGGAAAAAGUUUAUGAGUUCAAUGUAAAAGACAUUCAUGAUAUGUUAGAGAUUGGUGUGUUCGACGAAGACAAGCGUGGAUCACCCGAUUUGCUUGGAAAAGUUGCUAUUCCCUUGUUACAGAUAACUCCCCGUGAAAAGCGCAUGUACCAGUUGAAGGACAAGACCCUUGAGAAGCGAGUUAAAGGUCAUUUAAUUAUGACAUUAGAUGUCAUCUAUAAUCCAAUCAAGGCUGCUAUCAGAACAAUAAAUCCUCGCGAACCCAAAGUUUUGUACGAACCCCCGAAGUUCAAAAGACAGCUGCUUCAAAGAAAUAUUGAUCGAAUUGGAAAAAUUGGUGCUAGUGUUGCUUCCACGGGAGCUUUUGUCGCCUCGCUCUUUACGUGGCAGUAUAAAUUUCGAAGUGCAUUUGCUUUCCUUGUGUAUAUCAUGUUGGUGUUAAACUUCAGUGUUUAUCUAUUCACUCUUGGCAUUCUCCUCGCUUUUCUUAAGCAGUACGUCGUCCAUGUGCUUCUUUCUGAAAGAAAUGUUAGUCCAGAGGAUCAGGAAGGACCUCCUCAAGAUGAAGAUGACGACGAUGAUGACGAUGAUGAAGAUAUGAAAAAGAAAGGAGAUAAGGGGAAGAGUUUUAAAGAAAAGAUGGCAAUGAUAACAAGUUUGUGUCAGACAAUUCAAAACGCCUUAGACAACGUCGCUUCACUAUUGGAAAGAGUAAAAAACUUGUUCAAUUGGACCGUUCCAUUUGUUUCAACGAUAGUUUGCGUUGCGAUGACUGGAGCAACUGUCCUAUUGUACUUCGUACCUAUCAAGUUCGUUUUACUUGCGUAUGGGAUUAACAAAUUCACGAAGAAAAUACGAAAGCCGAACGCGGUGGAUAAUAACGAACUAUUGGAUCUUUUGUCAAGACUGCCUUCUGAUCCACAAAUUAAGGAGCAAAAGCUUUUGAAGACCGACCCAGCUUUGCGUCUAAAGCGUCUAGAUCCUUAAUUAAUCUCAUUGAUCUUACAAAAAUGCAAAAUUUCAACAAAGCUCAACAAUUUUGUGGAAGCAUCUACUUAUGGAAACAACUUGUCUAUUUACUGUAGCAAGUAACAAGUGUGUAAAGAUUGGUCAUGCGUGCGUUUUUAACACGGAAGUAAAAUGAAAAAGCUUCUCCUUAAACAUAAAUUUCAGAAUCGCACUAUCAAUAAAUGUUCACAAAAGCGACAGCUUUCAAAAACCGUUUUUUAAAUUUUGAUUUUUCCAUUUCCAAGCUCAAAAUUUGACAUUAUGUUAUCUCAUACAAUUUAACCAACAAUUGGCAUUUGGUGAUUGAAGGGAUUUCUCUAUACACUUUCUUUCACGACGUAACAACCUGGUUUGCUGUAAGUUAAGUGUUGUACUUUUUCGAAUUUUUUGCUAACUUUAUUUUGAGAUUUAUGUUGGAAGGAAGAUAGAGAUCUUUGGCAUAAUUGUCAUUGUGUAUUGAAAUUAGCAAAUUUUAUUUAGUAUUGGAGUUAUUUAAUUGCUGUCAUGUAUUGCAUAACAUUGAUUUAUAUGAUUAGUUUUAUUGUACGUAUAGUGUAAAUAACAGUAAAGAUAGGGGAUUAGAUAUAUUUAUUUGGUUAUGGUAUGCAAUACUUUUUUCUCGCUUUUCAUUUUACAAGCAUACUAGCAAGUGGUGACUAAAGAGGCCUUUACAAUCAUGUAUGUGAUUGAUUUUCCGAAAUAAAAGUAACUGCUUGCAAA
Messenger RNA from Xenia sp. Carnegie-2017, 3376 nucleotides. RefSeq names its product multiple C2 and transmembrane domain-containing protein 1-like. Bases 155 to 2635 code for a protein of 826 amino acids. The record is from RefSeq and is a predicted model, not a curated record. Lineage: Eukaryota; Metazoa; Cnidaria; Anthozoa; Malacalcyonacea; Xeniidae. The transcript is spliced from 17 exons. Gene Ontology annotation, molecular function: calcium ion binding.